AAGCAAGAGUCCUUUGCUUGUACAGUCAUGUCGUCUCAGUCGGGAUCACGGCCUGUGCGCGCUGCUACCAAGAGAACGAGAGCAGUAUAUGAUCCAAACGAGGACGACGAGGUCGCUGAUCUAUCCGACGAUUACUACAGCAAUGACUCUGCCCCGACCUGUGAUGAAGAUGAGGACGAGGAAUAUACGACAAGGACGAAAGUGCCUGCCCUCAGCCUGCGUGUGAAACCGCCACCAAAAGCAAAGACCUCUACAGCAGUGGUCACGAACAGAGCCUCUACUACCACAGAAUCAUCCAUUGACGGAUUAUCGCGAGUCUUUGGCCGUGCGGAUUUCUCAUACCUGUCACUAAAACCUGAUCACGCCUCACGCCCGCUAUGGAUCAACCCGAUCGACGGUCGCAUCAUUCUCGAGAGUUACUCGCCGCUGGCCGAGCAGGCUCAGGAUUUCCUUGUUACGAUCGCCGAGCCGAUAUCUCGCCCAUCUUAUAUCCACGAGUACAAGCUGACCCCGUAUUCGCUAUACGCGGCUGUAUCGGUCGGUUUGGAGACGAAGGAUAUCAUUUCGGUGCUGAAUCGCUUAUCUAAGGUUGCCGUUCCACAGAACAUCGUGGAGUUUAUCGAGAGCUGUACGGUGUCGUACGGUAAGGUGAAGUUGGUACUGAAGCACAAUCGAUAUUUUGUGGAGAGUCCACAUGCAGAUACAUUGCAGAUGCUGUUGAAAGAUCCGGAGAUUGGGCCUCUCAGAAUCGAAGGCGAGGAUUACAAUAACAACAGCACUACUAUAGUCGAGGGUUUGGUGAAAGAGAAAGCACCGAGCAUGGGAGAAUUGACGAUUCCGGGAACGAACAGGAAAGACGGGGCGAAUGCGAAUUCGGCUGCGGCCGGUACGUCUGGAAAUGCGGCGGGUGACGGCAAACAGCAGACUGUUGAGGAUCUAUUCUCUUCGGUCGUGGGAUUGAAUAACGACGAAGAGGAAGAUGAUGAUAUGGACGCAGUUCAUUCGUUUGAGGUGCAUUCGAGCUCGAUUGAGACCGUAAAGAAGCGCUGUCAGGAGAUUGAUUAUCCUGUGCUUGAAGAGUACGAUUUCCGGAACGAUGCUCGGAAUGCGACUCUGGAUAUCGAUCUGAAGCCAUCGACGCAGAUCAGACCAUAUCAAGAAAAGUCGUUGAGCAAGAUGUUUGGAAACGGACGUGCUCGGUCGGGAAUUAUCGUGUUACCUUGCGGAGCAGGAAAGACGUUAGUCGGUAUCACUGCUGCAUGCACAAUCAAGAAGAGCGUGAUUGUUUUGUGCACGUCUUCGGUUUCGGUGAUGCAGUGGCGCCAGCAGUUCUUGCAGUGGUGCACGAUCCAGCCGGAGAACAUUGCGGUGUUUACGUCGGAGAAUAAGGAGAAAUUCAGAGGAGAUGCGGGAUUGGUCGUCUCGACGUACUCGAUGGUCGCAAACACGCGCAAUCGAUCGUACGACUCGCAAAAGAUGAUGGAUUUCUUGACGUCGCGAGAAUGGGGAUUUAUUAUUCUUGAUGAGGUGCACGUCGUGCCGGCGGCUAUGUUCCGACGUGUAGUAACGACGAUUGCUGCGCAUACCAAGCUUGGACUGACUGCGACGCUUGUGCGAGAAGAUGACAAGAUUGACGAUUUGAAUUUCCUGAUCGGCCCCAAGCUUUACGAAGCCAACUGGAUGGAUCUGGCAAACAAGGGACAUAUUGCAAAUGUGCAAUGCGCGGAGGUAUGGUGUCCGAUGACUACCGAGUUCUACAGCGAGUACCUGAAGGAGAGCUCGAGAAAGCGCAGACUGCUUUAUAUCAUGAACCCAAAGAAGUUCCAGGCAUGUCAGUUUCUGAUCAACUAUCACGAGAAGCGAGGCGAUAAGAUCAUUGUGUUUUCGGAUAACGUUUACGCGCUGCAGGCGUAUGCGACGAAGCUGAAGAAGUUUUUCAUUUACGGAGGUACUCCGCAAGCGGAGAGAAUGAACAUUCUGCAGAACUUCCAGCUCAAUCCGGAUGUCAACACCAUAUUCCUGUCGAAAGUCGGAGACACUUCUAUUGAUCUGCCAGAGGCGACGUGCUUGAUCCAAAUUUCUUCGCACUAUGGUUCGCGUCGACAGGAGGCGCAGAGACUAGGUCGGAUUCUGCGAGCGAAGCGAAGAAACGACGAAGGAUUCAAUGCGUUCUUUUACAGUCUUGUGUCGAAAGACACGCAGGAGAUGUAUUACUCCACCAAGAGACAAGCGUUCUUGGUCGAUCAGGGAUAUGCGUUCAAGGUGAUUACGCACUUGCAAGGCAUGGAGAAACUGCCUGAUCUGGCGUAUGCGUCGGUAGCGGAGCGGCGGGAGCUUUUGCAGAGCGUGCUUUUGCAGAACGAGGACGCUGCCGGGAUCGAGAGAGGAGACGACGCUGACAAUUUCGUGGGACGAGAUAGCGGAUACGUUAAGCCGUCGGCGGCGAAGAAAGCAAAGAGGACUGCUGGAUCGCUUGCUAGUUUGGCGGGCGGUGAUGAUAUGGCGUAUGUGGAGUAUAACAAGAGCAAGAACAAGGACAAGACGCGGAACCCGCUGAUCAAGAAGCUAUACUACAGCAAGAAGAAGGCAUAGGGAUAUCUAAUGUUGAUAAAUAGAGCUAUAUGAAUUUGAUUACGUAUGA
Molecule: messenger RNA, 2641 nt
Organism: Myxozyma melibiosi
Lineage: Eukaryota; Fungi; Ascomycota; Lipomycetes; Lipomycetales; Lipomycetaceae
Product: DNA repair helicase rad25
Exons: 3
Coding region: 28-2592 (854 amino acids)
Biological process (GO): nucleotide-excision repair; transcription initiation at RNA polymerase II promoter
Cellular component (GO): nucleotide-excision repair factor 3 complex; transcription preinitiation complex; transcription factor TFIIH holo complex
Molecular function (GO): ATP binding; hydrolase activity; 3'-5' DNA helicase activity
Source: RefSeq, a predicted model, not a curated record